Messenger RNA from Alligator mississippiensis (American alligator), 3154 nucleotides. It is a transcript of the gene ABRAXAS2, whose product is annotated as abraxas 2, BRISC complex subunit. NCBI's taxonomy places the organism in Eukaryota, Metazoa, Chordata, Crocodylia, Alligatoridae. Gene Ontology annotation, molecular function: microtubule binding; polyubiquitin modification-dependent protein binding. Gene Ontology annotation, cellular component: nucleus. Gene Ontology annotation, biological process: attachment of spindle microtubules to kinetochore; protein K63-linked deubiquitination; mitotic spindle assembly. The coding region runs from base 41 to 1285 and encodes 414 amino acids. The record is from RefSeq and is a predicted model, not a curated record. The transcript is spliced from 9 exons.
GCUUGUGGGAGCGGCGGCCGCGGCGGCGGUGGUCUCAGUCAUGGCGGCUUCCAUCUCGGGAUACACAUUCAGUUCCGUCUGCUACUGCAGCGCCAACAGCAGCGCGGACCACGAAGGAUUUUUGCUGGGAGAGGUAAGACAAGAGGAGACGUUUAGCAUUAGUGACUCACAGAUCAGCAACACUGAAUUUCUUCAAGUAAUUGAAAUUCAUAACCAUGAACCUUGUUCAAAACUCUUUAGCUUUUAUGACUAUGCAGGCAAAGUUAAUGAGGAGAGUUUGGACAGGAUUCUUAAAGAUCGAAGAAAAAAUGUUAUUGGUUGGUACCGAUUUAGGAGAAAUACUCAGCAGCAAAUGUCAUACCGAGAGCACAUCAUUCAUAAACAGCUGACACACAUUCUUGGAGUGCCUGACCUUGUCUUCCUUCUCUUCAGCUUCAUUUCUACUGCAAAUAAUUCAACACAUGCUUUAGAAUACGUGCUUUUCAGACCUAACCGAAGGUAUAAUCAAAGAGUGUCACUUACAAUUCCUAAUCUAGGGAAUACCAGUCAGCAGGAAUACAAAGUGUCUUCGGUGCCAAAUACUUCUCAGAAUUACGCCAAAGUUAUUAAGGAACAUGGUACUGAUUUUUUUGAUAAAGAUGGAGUCAUGAAGGACAUCAGGGCUAUAUAUCAGGUUUAUAAUGCACUUCAGGAAAAAGUACAGGCAGUAUGUAUAGAUGUAGAAAAAAGUGAACGAGUUGUUGAAUCUUUUCAAGCUGAUGUAAACAAGCUAAAAAAGCAAAUCGCACAAAGAAAAAAUGAAAAGGAACAAGAAACAAGACAGCAGCAAGCCAUCUUAAACAGACAAAUGUCAACUGACAACUUGGAACCUAUGUUUGUUCCACGAAUGUCCUACACUGGAUUCGCUGUGGAAGGUUGCACACUUGAAGAUUCAGAUGCCUCAGAUCCUCCUCCUCCUUAUUCUGAUUUCAGUGCAAGCAAUCAAGAAAGUACUGUCGGUCAUAGUCUUCUGGAAAGCAGCGUGUUCAUGCCUCGACCACAGGCUGUUGGCUCUUCCAAUUAUGUUUCCACAAAUGCAGGAUUGAAGUAUUCUGGUAAUGGAGCAUCCAUGCCCUCUUCCCAAAGAGCAGUUGGUGACAAUAUUGAUGAAUCUGAAGACAGUGAUUAUGAGAACUUGCUUGAACCUACAGAAUCAUCUGACAGUGAAUACUCGCAGACAAGGGAUUCACGACCCCUGACACAUCCUGAUGGAGAUUCCAGGAACAGUCAAACUUCGCAGAUUUAAUAGAACCAGGAACUCAACAUGGCACUGUUUUUUUUUUCAUAAUUGUUUCAAAACAAUUUUUGGGGAUUUAACCUGGAUGAAAUGAACUACAAAGAAUUACUGUGCACAGAAAACAUAGAAGACUUGCACUAGUUGGCUUAUUCACCUUGUGAUACAUUUUGCAAGUUUUAUAAUGGAAUCGCUAGGAAAUCAAGUUGUACUAAUGCAGAUGAGGGUCAUGGAUGUACUGGUAAACUUAGGCCGAAUGAAAUUUAUAGAAACCAUGUAGCUUUUGUUGUCAUAUUUUCUUUAUGACAAUAAAUUGGCAUAUAGCGACUAAGCACAGUCAGUCUACAAAAUAACAAUGUGGUCUAAAAUCAAAACUUACCUCUUGCACUAUCAUGCCUUGAAUUUUAGUUUUUGAAAGGGAAACAGUUUUUCAGCAGCCUUCAGAGCAACUUUCUAUGGUGAGCCAAAUUGAUCUUUGCCAGAAAAUAAAUUUUGAUAAUUCCAAGAAGCCUGAUUUGGAAGCUUGUGCUCUACCUUCCUCUAUCAGCAUGCUUGUUUAAUAAAGAAGGCGGGUUGUUUCAACUUUUUUUACUAGCCUGUGUAUAUCACUUAAAAUGAUGGUUGCCUUUUUUUUUCCUGUAGAAAAACUUACUGGUAAAUCAUCCAAAUGAAUGUCAUACGCUUAGUUACUUUGGUUUUGGUGGGUUUACAGUGACUUUAUGCCACACUAGCCUCAUUUACCAUCUCUUUUUUUGUAGUAAAUUAUGAAGUGCACAUAGCAGUAAAUGGUGAAAGACAAAAAAUCAUCAAUUCCAUCACAAUUGGACUUUGAAAACUAUAAAUUGCAAACAUCAUAGACUUUUUAUUGCAAUUUAUUUGCAAUCUGUGUAUUGGAUUUAUACUUCUUUACCAGUUAUUUUAUGUAAGAAAUAGGGGGCCUGGGUGGGGGAAGGUUGUUUAGGUUUUUCCCUGGGUUUAUUACUUCUUUUCGCCUUGGGGUGAAAUACAUAAAUGUUUAUUUUAAUUUGACUUGCAGCUCUUGUCAGAAAAUUGCCAUUUUGGAGACAUGAAGUGUGGUAUAUUUAGAGAAUUUAUGUUUGGAUGCACUUAUAUUUUUAUUUAAUUACUGCUUGUAUUCUAACUUUACCCAAAAGAUGUGCAAUUGUGCCAUUAAAAAGUUUGUGUACUAUUGGGCUGUAUCCCUUAAAUAUGUAUGGCAAAACUUGAAGUGUAUGAUGAGGUUAGCACAUACAUUUAGCAUCUUAAAAUAUGAAUAGGCUCUCCUUUUGAUUUGGUUAAUAGCCAGAAGAACAAAAAACAGUUGUUUAAAUGUUUAAAUAUAUCGAUUUACAGAGGGUGGAAAUCUCAGUAUAUAUUAUAUAUGUAAGGCAAAAAUAUGUUCAUUAGCCUCUUUUUACCUGUAUUAAAUAAAACAAAAUGGUUUUGGAAAAGUGAUGUUAAAGAAAAGAUGUUAAAACUGAUACUCUUCUGUUGGGUGUUUGUCUUAAACAUUUAUGGUCUAUUUUAACUAUUUUACAUUAUUCUGUGUAGCCUUAACUCAAUGCCUUUUGUUUUCAAAUGUUACAAUCCAUUUUAACAGCAAAUUUGUUCCAGUUUUAUUAAUGUUGGCUAUCUGCAAGCAACUGUAGUACUGGUGUGAUAAGUGCUGCUGCUAUCUCAUCAGUUUUGAUUUUCAUGUGCAAGAAAGUUUUUUUUUAUUUUUAUGCUGCACAGAAACCUGCAAUGUAUAUCUCUGACAAAGCAGUUAAAUGUGACAGUAAAAUUUUAUUUAAACCUGUAAAUAUAUUUUCAUAUCUGUCAGAAAAGUUCCAUGUUAGUGAAGGUCACGUGUCAGCAUAUGAAAAUGCAGUUUAGUUUUGA